AUGUGCUCCAUAAGUGGAUUGCUGCAGUCAACGAUGCCCAAAGCGGGCACCAAGACGACGACGACAACUUCGGAUCUCCUGUCUACUGAUUUGACGACUAAGCCGCAGGGCCAAUCAACGCCAACCACGCAGGAGUUUAACCAGGAGGCUGCAACGAAGCACGUGGAACACUUCGUGCCCCUACCGCCAAACCAUCCCGUAAGCCCUCAAGAAGCCGUUUCUCUAAACGGUAGAGCAAAGUGGUGGUGUUACCUGAUGACGGCUGCUCUCAUGGGAACGGAAGCAAUUCAGAAGAAGAAGAAGAAGAAGAAGAAGAAGAAGCGAUCACUGGAGAAGGACUUUAUUUUCCUGACGUUUCGGAUUCCGUCGGGAAUCCUUAGUCAUAAGCAGUUUUAUUUGCCUGACGUUUCGGAUUCCCUCGGGAAUCCUUAA
This is a messenger RNA of Dibothriocephalus latus, 432 nucleotides long. The record is from the annotation of a GenBank genome assembly. NCBI's taxonomy places the organism in Eukaryota, Metazoa, Platyhelminthes, Cestoda, Diphyllobothriidea, Diphyllobothriidae.